AUGGAAUUUGUGCAUGCCAAUGGUCCUUUCCACAACAAGACCAAGGUUAUUUUUGUAUUGGGCUCGACCGGGUGUGGAAAAACAAAACUCUCCAUAGACUUAGCCACUCGUUACAACGGUGAAAUAAUCAACUCCGACAAAAUCCAAGUCUACAAAGGCCUUGACAUUGUGACCAACAAAGCUACAAAGCAUGAGCAAAGAGGCAUCCUCCAUCACCUGCUAGGGUCCAUCCAAGACCCGGAAGCUGAUUUCACGGUGCAGGACUUUUGUCUUCAAGUGCCCAAAGCCCUGGAUGAUAUCACGAAGCGCAACCGCGUCCCAAUCAUUGCUGGUGGAUCCAACACUUACAUCGAGGCGCUUGUCGAAGAUCCAACGCUCAGGUUCCAAGAUAAAUAUGACUGCUGCUUCAUAUGGCUUGAUGUGUCUUUGCCUGUGCUCUAUAAUCGUGUCUCUGAAAGAGUGGAUGAAAUGGUGGAUGCUGGGCUUGUGGAUGAGCUCCGGGAAAUGUUUGUUCCCGGGCAGAUUAUGAGCGAGGCAUUCGUCGGGCUAUUGGAGCUCCUGAGAUGCAUGCAUAUUUCAUGGCUGAAAUGGAUCAUUCAGCAGAUGAGGCCAGAAAGGAAUUUCUGUUCAAAGAUGGGAUUCAAAAAACUAAGGACAAUACUUUGA
Molecule: messenger RNA, 666 nt
Organism: Prunus armeniaca (apricot)
Lineage: Eukaryota; Viridiplantae; Streptophyta; Magnoliopsida; Rosales; Rosaceae
Source: the annotation of a GenBank genome assembly